Molecule: messenger RNA, 2940 nt
Organism: Hypomesus transpacificus
Lineage: Eukaryota; Metazoa; Chordata; Actinopteri; Osmeriformes; Osmeridae
Gene: rundc1
Product: RUN domain containing 1
Exons: 6
Coding region: 175-1896 (573 amino acids)
Source: RefSeq, a predicted model, not a curated record
AUGAAUCAUUGCUGUAAAGAUGGCGAUGCACCUGUCUGUUCGUAGCUAAUCCUUAUUUUUUAUCCUAUUAUUUAAGCGGUUCAUAAACAAUACUAAACAAAACAGUGGGACUAUUUAUUAAUUUACAAGCGAUUACAUUUCGUAGUACAUCUCCGUAAAUAAAAUUUGUCAAAGAUGUCGACAGAGGAACUGUCAACUUCGGACAGCGAGGCUGCCUUCGCCAGUGCUGGGGAGAGAUGGGCGCCCGUUGGGGCUGUUGCCAACCCGGAGGAUGAGAGUCGAAUUGGACACACGACCGAACCGAGAAGGAAAGGAUCCGUCUCGGCCAGUGAGCCGGAGAUGGCGUCCAAACUAAGGAAGCUGGAGGAGGAACAGGCACAGCUGAAUUCUUCGCUGCUAGCGCUAACAUCUCACUUUGCUCAGGUGCAGUUCAGGCUGAAGCAGAUUGUUCAUGCUCAGACUGACGAGAAGGAGAGGAUGUUAGUGGAACUGGAAGAGUUCGCUUUCAAAGGCUGCCCUCACGUCGUAGGAUGCCGAGCACAGGAUACAAAACAUUUGGAAAACUCGCAGGAGGACUUGAGCGAGAGGGAGAAGAGAGAGCGUCUGGAGGUCCAGAGAGAGAAGCAGAAGGACCUCAUCAUCCAGCUGAAAACGCAGCUGGACGACCUGGAGCGCUUUGCCUACCAGGAGGGCAGCUACGACUCCCUGCCUCAGGCUGUAGUGAUGGAGAGACAGAAGGUGAUCAUCGACGAGCUGAUUAAGAAGCUGGACGUGAACCUGAACGAGGACAUCGGGAACCUGACCCCAGAGGAGCUGAGGCAGAGAGUCGACGCAGCCAUCGCUCAGAUCGUCAACCCAGCCCGGGUCAAAGAGCAGCUGGUGGACCAGCUGAAAACCCAGAUCAGAGACCUGGAGAUGUUCAUCAACUUCAUCCAGGACGAAGUUGGGAACCCCCUCCUCUCUGACGGGUCUCCCAGCCAGCAGCAGGGGAUCGCUGGGUCCAACACCAGAGCCUCUGGAGGACGCAAGAAAAUGGAUGCUGAGCAUGCGCAGAAGGUGCGCGACACGGGGCUGCAGCUGAUCCAGCGCGCCCUGGCCGUGCUGCAGAUCUUCGCCGUCAGCCAGUUCGGCUGUGCCGCCGGCCGCGUCCCCCCGAUGUGGUCCCACAGCGACGGGGGCCAGGGCUACGGGCCCCUCCUGCAGCGCCUGGAGGGGGCCGUGGAGAGGGUUCGAGUCAUGGCCUCCUGCAGGCAGCCGUCGGUGGAUCACGUGGUGAGCUACUCCAGCAGCAGCGCGGCCCUGGGGCCCCGGGACGAGCUGACGGCCGCCGUGAGGAAGGAGCUGGCCUUGGCCUUGAGGGACCUGCUGGCCCACGGCCUCUACGCCCCCUCCCAGGGCAUGAGCCUGGUGCUGGCCCCCAUCUCCUGCCUGCUGCCUCGCAGCUCCGCCCCGCAGACCAUGCACCCCUGGGAGCUGUUCGUCAAGUACUACCACUCCAAGAACGGCAAGGCCUUCGUGGAGUCGCCCGCCCGCCAGCUCUCCCAGUCCUUUAGCCUUCCCAUGGGCGGGGGCCCCGUCACCGUCACCCCCAAACAGUCCCUGCUCUGGGCGAUCCACUCGGUCCUGCAGGAGCACGACCGCUACAAGCGAGGAGCGGACUCGGAGUUCAAGGCGCUGGUGUGCAUGGCGCUGAACGAGCAGAGGCUGGUGUCCUGGCUCAACCUGCUGUGUAAGUCGGGCCCCCUGGUGCACCCCCACUACCAGGCCUGGAGCUACAUGGCCCAGACGGGGUUCGAGGGAGCGCUGAGGAUCCUGGGGCGCGUCAGUCACCUCCGCUUCAACCUGCCCGUGGACCUGGCGGUGCGACAGCUCAAGAACAUCAAGGACGCCUUCUGAGUUGUGACCUGAGGGGGGCGCUAGACCUGGCUUCGAGGUGGGGCCGUGACCUCACCGCUGGUUGUAGUUUUCCUCUGGUACUUAUCAGUGUUAUUGACUGAUUCGUUCAGUUUGUUAAGAAUGGGUCUCAGACUUCAAACGUGGCGAAAAAGGUUUGUGAAGCAGGAAGCGUGGUUUGGUUUGUCUCCUAGCUGGCAAAGCGUCUACCCUCUCCAAAGUGGUCGAUUUUAAAUCGCUGUUCAACCCAAAACAAGUGUGUGAUGUUUGGUUGCAUGGUCUAUUUGAUAUUCUGUAACUUGGUUUGGUCUUAUAUGAACUAUUAUCACAACCAUUAUCCGUGAUCUGAAGGUUUAUUAAAUAUAAAGCCCUCCUGAAAGUUUAGGUGAUGCAUUACAUAGAUUACUACUGAGCAUCAAAAGGUCUUUAACACUACACAGCUACGACCAGGAUGCCACUAGAUCCUUAUCAAGCUCUGUGAUUUCAAGCUGCGAGUUGUUUUUCUACCAACCUCUUGACGUGUAGCUUCAAACACUUGACGUUAACGUUUCAGUUAACAAACGCAACUUUGCCACUCGUGCUCAUCGUGACAAAGUCGUCCGCGUCACUCUUCUACACGCCGUUCGGCUACACAGCCUUAGGAACGGUCCGCGACAGUAGCUCUCGCUCUCGUGCAUGACGCUAGCGACUGAUGCUAAUCCCUUGAUGUCUGAGUAGAAGACCAUACUGAACGCCUCACUAGUAGAAACUUGACGCUUUUGUAUGUCUUAUCCCUAUGGAGAUGAGUUGGCCCCACGCAGGAAUGUGGUUGGGGCCUUUUACUGUAAUAGGAUACUGAAACGAUCAUCCAUGUAAUGGUUGAUUGCUAAUGAGACCCAAAGUAACGUUAUUCCACAUAACACAGGACAGUGACACCAUAUACCAAAGCUCUGUGUUACCUUGCAUUGGUGACUGUAAGUCUGUGGUUCCCAAACCUGUCCUGCAUGUUUUAGAUGUUUCCCUGCUCCAACACACCUGAUUCAAAUGAAUGGUCAUAAGCAGGCUUCU